AUUUUCCAAGUUUAUCAUCUGUUUGUUGGUGUUUCUCACUGAACAUUCAUUGCAGAUAACCAAACAGACCAAAACAAAUAUGCAGACAAAAACAGCAUUCACCUUUGUCUCAUCUUCCAAUUUCACUAUCAAACUGCCAUAGUAGAAUCACUAUUAUCAAUGUUCACAGCUACUUCUCUCCUUAUAUAUAUAUAUCCCCUUGUAAUUUCCACAGGUUAUAACCCAUUUGUUUAUUUCUCAUGAUAUCAUCUGCAAUGGACCCUCCUCCAUUUGAUCCAUUACAGCCCUCUAUUCCCAUCUCUUACCCCUUGAAAACCCUUGAGGAACUCGAGUCUCGAGCUUACUUCAAGUCUUUUCACUACCCUUUUAACAAGUCCUCUGUUCCUCUUAAAAGCUCUGUUUUGGAUAACAGGCCUAGAAUUCUUGUGUGCCAUGAUAUGCAAGGUGGUUAUGUGGAUGAUAAAUGGGUCCAAGGAGGGAAUAAUGAGAGUGCUUAUGCAAUUUGGCAUUGGUAUUUGAUUGAUAUUUUCGUCUACUUUUCUCAUAAUUUGGUCACGUUGCCUCCUCCUUGCUGGACUAACACAGCUCAUAGACAUGGGGUUAAGGUGUUGGGAACUUUCAUCACAGAAGGAUCUGAUGGGAUAGAGACUUGUAAUAAAUUGCUUGCAACUAAAGAAUCUGCUCAAUUGUAUGCUGAGAGGUUGGCAGAACUUGCUGCUGUUUUGGGCUUUGAUGGAUGGCUGAUGAAUAUAGAGGUUAGCUUAGAUGCAGCACAGAUUCCUAAUUUGAAAGAAUUUGUCAGCCAUCUAACUCAGAUUAUGCACUCCUCGGUGCCUGGAUCUCUGGUAAUAUGGUAUGACAGUGUCACAAUCACAGGAGAACUCUUAUAUCAAAAUCAGCUGAAUGAAAAGAAUAAACCUUUCUUUGAUAUCUGUGAUGGGAUAUUUGCAAACUAUGGGUGGGAGGAAGACUAUCCGAAACUCUCGGCAGCUGUUGCUGGUGAUAGAAAAUUUGAUGUCUACAUGGGAAUAGAUGUAUUUGGAAGAGGCACUUAUGGUGGUGGACAAUGGAAUACGAACACUGCACUCGACGUGUGUAAGAAAGAUGAUGUAUCAGCUGUGUUAUUUGCCCCUGGAUGGGUCUAUGAGACCAAGCAACCACCUGAUUUCCAAACUGCUCAAAAUAAAUGGUGGAGCCUUGUUAAAAAAUCAUGGGGAGUAGUAAAAUUUUAUCCUAAUUCACUUCCAUUCUACUCAAACUUUGAUCAGGGUCGUGGAUAUCAUAUUUCAGUUGAAGGAGUUCAAGUCUCAAAUUCUCCUUGGAAUAAUAUAUCUUCCCAAGGCUUUCAGAAUUUGUGCUUGUGGCAGCCUUUCCUUGAAUAUAAAGACAAUCCAACUCCAGAUUCCAUUCAAGUUCUUGUCGACUUUAAGGAAGAAUCUUAUAGCGGAGGAGUAAACAUCACAUUUAAAGGAACUCUGAAAGACAACAAUGAUUUUACAGCAAGACUAUUUCAGGGAAAUCUGCUUCUGGGUGAAUUGCCUCUCCACUUGACAUAUUCUGUAAAAUCAGAUGUAGGCUCUAUGCUUGGCCUAUCUCUUCAGUUCUCUUCCAACCUGGAUGAAAGAACAUUAGUCCUCAUUGCACCAUGGGAAGCUAACCAAUUAUCAAACAAGUUCAGCAAAGUGAUAGUACCUCAUAUGGUUAACACACAAGAAAUGGCUCCAGGAUGGGUCAUACAGGAGAGUAGCAUUCAAAUGAAUGGAUACACUUUGACAGAAAUCCAUGCUGUAUGUUACAGGCCCAAACCUGAAAUUCGCAAGCUAAGAUUAGAACACAAGUCAGAUGAAUCAGAGGUUUUCUAUAAAUCAUCUAUUGACUUGACUACCGAAGAGGUUAUCAACAACAAACCACCCGGUGUUCUCCUAUUUUGUGGAUCCAUACCCGAUGAUCAAACCUGCGGAGGAAGUCAGCACAACAUCAAUAACGAUACAUCAGCUCAGGUUUCAUCAGAGUAUUUUGCAGUGCUUGGUCAUAUCACAAUCAAGACUUCAAAAGAAAAUCCGGUUUUUCCUCCAUCUAGUUCAUGGCUAGUUGAGGGUCAGUAUAUUAAGUUGAGUUCAGGUUCGCAGGGUUCGAAGAAACUUAGUGUUAAAAUCACUUGGAAGUUAAAGGAUGGAAGCAAGUUUCAAUCUUCCAAGUACAAUAUUUAUGUUGAGAAGCUGGCGAAAACUGCUACUGGAAAUUCAGGUGGAAGAGUUGAAGAUAUUCAGGAGUAUAUUGGAGUAGCAUAUGUUGAAGCUUUCUAUGUUUAUGAUCUUGCCAUUCCUUCAAACAUUACCAGUCUCAAGUUCAUUGUACAAGUGUGUGGAGUUGAUGGGGCUUGCCAGAAACUUGAUGACUCUCCUUAUUAUCAAUUGGAUGUUGAAGCAUCUCAUCAGGUCACCAUUCCCAUCUGCAAUUAUGAAGAGAUGGCCUCAUCAAGGACUGGUGCAAAUCCGGGGAGAAGAUUGUACAUAAACAGCAAGCAUUAUGGGACACCUAGAAUGUGGGGGGACUUCAUGUAUGAUCGUCCUCUUCGAGAACGUACGAGAUAUGUGAUCGUCGACAUGCUACGAAGAUUUGGCAAAAUAGAUGCACAAAUCUAUACCAAAGAAAGAGGUUUAAGUUGGUUGCUGUUGAUGUCUUUAGUUGUACUGGGCAUGAUUUUAUGGGUUUUAAACUAUAGUAGUGUGAAAAUGUAAAUGCAAGAGAUUUUGUGAAAUUGUAACGUUUUGGAGCUUGAUGCUUGUUUGAUUGCUUCAUACACUCUCUUUGUCCACUAUGAACAUGAACUAAAAAGAAAUUUUCAAAUCUUUAAGAAAUCUCUUCCCCUUUGCUUAAUUGGAG
This is a messenger RNA of Manihot esculenta (cassava), 2886 nucleotides long. RefSeq names its product cytosolic endo-beta-N-acetylglucosaminidase 1. NCBI's taxonomy places the organism in Eukaryota, Viridiplantae, Streptophyta, Magnoliopsida, Malpighiales, Euphorbiaceae. Gene Ontology annotation, biological process: protein deglycosylation. The transcript has 13 exons. The coding region runs from base 240 to 2741 and encodes 833 amino acids. Gene Ontology annotation, molecular function: mannosyl-glycoprotein endo-beta-N-acetylglucosaminidase activity. The record is from RefSeq and is a predicted model, not a curated record. Gene Ontology annotation, cellular component: cytoplasm.